This is a messenger RNA of Grus americana (Whooping crane), 3743 nucleotides long. It is a transcript of the gene DTX4, whose product is annotated as deltex E3 ubiquitin ligase 4. Bases 217 to 2076 code for a protein of 619 amino acids. Gene Ontology annotation, molecular function: zinc ion binding; ubiquitin protein ligase activity. The record is from RefSeq and is a predicted model, not a curated record. Gene Ontology annotation, cellular component: nucleoplasm. The transcript is spliced from 9 exons. Lineage: Eukaryota; Metazoa; Chordata; Aves; Gruiformes; Gruidae. Gene Ontology annotation, biological process: protein ubiquitination; Notch signaling pathway.
CGCCGCCGCCUGGGGAGCGGCGCUGCGGUCCGCCGCGGCGCUGAGGGGCGGCCUCGCCUCCGCGCCCGCUCGGCGUCCGGCCCCGGGGCGGGGGCGGGCAGAGUCCUGCGCCGCGCCGAGCAUGCGAGUGCUGGCGGGGCGGGCUGCAGCGGCCGCGGGGCGUCUGCGGCGGCCAGCCGGAGCCGGGGCUAGGCGGCGGGCCGGGGCGGCGGAGCCAUGCUGCUGGCCUCGGCCGUGGUGGUGUGGGAAUGGCUGAACGAGCACGGGCGGUGGCGGCCCUACAGCCCGGCCGUCAGUCACCACAUCGAGGCGGUGGCCCGCGCCGGGCCGCGGGCGGGCGGCAGCGUGGUGCUGGGCCAGGCCGACAGCCGCCUGGCGCCCUACAUCAUCGACCUGCAGUCCAUGCACCAGUUCCGCCAGGACACCGGCACUAUCCGCCCCGUCCGGCGCAGCUACUACGACCCGUCGUCAGCACCAGGCAAGGGAGUCGUGUGGGAGUGGGAGAACGACAGCGGGUCGUGGACGCCCUACGACAUGGAUGUGGGCAUCACCAUCCAGCGCGCCUAUGAGAAGCAGCACCCGUGGGUGGACCUGAGCGCCAUUGGCUUCUGCUAUGUCAUCGACUUCGCCACCAUGGGCCAGAUCAACCGGCAGACCCAGCGCAAGCGCCGUGUCCGCCGCCGCCUCGACAUGGUCUACCCGCUGGUCUCAGGCACCCUGCCGAAGUCACAGUCCUGGCCGGCCAGCCCUGGGGCAGCGGCAGCCCCCCCGGGCCCCGCCUGUGCCUGUCCCCAGUGCCUCCUGGUCAUGAGCGUCAAAGCCACCGUGUCAGCUGCUGGCCCUGGCACUGCCACGCUGCAGCCCCGCAAAGCCCCCCCCGCGCCACCCGCUGCUGCCAAAGCCCUGGUGCUGGCCCCAGGGGCCAAGGCGCCCGAUGGUAUGGCCACGGUGCGUGGCUCGCUGAAGCCGCUGGCAGCCCAAGGGGGCCGGCAGCAGGCAGCCAGCACGCCCACCUUGAGCUCAGCCAGCUCCGCUGCCAGCCCCCCCGGAGCAGGCAGUGGCAAGGCAUCCCGUCCUGGCCUCGGCACCCUGAACCGCAGCCACCUCCAGCGCCUGGCCAUUGCGCAGUCCCGGGUGCUCAUUGCCUCUGGGGUCCCCACCGUCCCCGUGAAGAACCUCACUGGCUCCAGCCCCGUCAACCCAGCGCUGGCAGGGAUCACGGGGAUCCUAAUGAGUGCAGCCGGACUGCCUGUCUGCCUGACACGGCCCCCCAAGCUGGUGCUGCACCCCCCACCUGUCAGCAAAAGCGAGAUCCAGUCCAUCCCCGGCAUCUCCCACACCUGCCGCAAGACCACCAAGAAACAGGCCAAGAAGGGUAAAACCCCAGAGGAGGUACUGAAAAAAUACCUGCAGAAGGUGCGGCAUCCGCCCGAUGAGGACUGCACCAUCUGCAUGGAGCGCCUCUCUGCACCCUCCGGCUACAAGGGACCCCAGCCGGCUGUUAAGCCCGACCUGGUGGGGAGGCUGGUGAAGUGCGGCCACGUCUUCCACCUCUACUGUCUGGUUGCCAUGUACAACAACGGCAACAAGGAUGGGAGCCUGCAGUGUCCCACCUGCAAAACCAUCUAUGGGGUGAAGACAGGGACACAGCCCCCGGGGAAGAUGGAGUAUCACAUCAUCCCUCACGCGCUGCCUGGCCACUCUGACUGCAAAACCAUCCGCAUCAUCUACAACAUUCCCCCAGGGGUGCAGGGACCGGAGCAUCCAAACCCUGGGAAGAGCUUCACCGCCCGCGGCUUCCCCCGGCACUGCUACCUGCCGGACAGUGAGAAGGGCAGAAAGGUACUGAAGUUGCUGCUGGUAGCCUGGGACCGGCGCUUGAUCUUCGCCAUCGGGACCUCCAGCACCACAGGCGAGUCGGACACGGUGAUCUGGAAUGAGAUCCACCACAAGACAGAGUUUGGUUCCAACCUCACCGGCCACGGCUACCCCGACAUCAACUACCUGGACAAUGUCCUGGCUGAGCUCGCAGCCCAGGGCAUCACGGAGGAGAGCCUGGUGCAGGAGAAGGACUGAGACCACCGCAGCGAGGCAAGGGAAGGGGAUGCCUGUGCAUCGUUCCCCCCACCCCCCGGGAUACAGCUACUGGAGAAACCUGCCUGGGGGCUUUGCAGGGGGCACCUGUAGCCCCCUGCUUCCAGUGGCACCUGCCUAGUGGGAGCAUUCCCAGGCUGGCUGGGAAUGUGGGAGAAGGUCCUUUUGGCCAUCCCCUUCAAUCCUGCAGGGAGAGAGCCUCCCCCCACAGAGCCACGGGGCUUCACACUGGCCUGGCCGUGUCGUCCCACCCCCGGCCAGUGUCCUAUCCCUGCUGCUGGUGUGCCGAGGGCUCGGGGAGCGCCAGGCUCCCCUCCCUCCUCAUCCAUCGGAAGGUCCCAGGCUGGCCCAAUGCUCCUGAUGUCCACCUGGGACUGGGACCUGGCCUGGGGUGGGAGUGGGGGCCAUGGGAGUCCCCCUCGCUCUGCCUCGUCCCUCAGCCGUCUGUUUGUUUGUCCUGUCUGGUACCUACCCACUGGUCUCCUGUGUCCAUGGGAGUUGGGGGGGCCUGGUUUGCCUCGGCUGGCCCCCCAGCCCUGUGCCCCCUUCUCCUCUUGGCUGUGUCUGAGCCGUGCCCUACAGGGCCCCCUUGUCUGGGCUACCCCCCGCUGCUGUGCCAGGGAGGUCCUGGCGGGUGGUAGGCAGUGGUGGUGGUGGUGGCAUGUUUCCUGGCCUGUCUCCUGGCACACCCCCCCCCCCGAGUGGGUUCCUUGAACUGUUCGUAUGGGGGUGUCCCCACGUUGAAUUUUUAUAUACCUCAUGUUUUGGGGUUUUGUCGUAUAUAUGUACAUAUAGGUGGUGGCAUUUUGGGAGGUGGCCUGGGAGCUGGGAGAAUGCAAUGCUGCGGUCAGCCUGGGGGCUGAACCCAGUAGCGAUUGAGGGGGGGCGGGACGCACUGCUCCCCUGCUGCAGGACCCCCCCGCCCUGAAGGGGGUCAUUGCCUGUCGCCUGUGGGUUCCCGUGGGGCCAGGCGCAGGUGUGGGUGGGAGCUGUUCCCCUUCCUGCUGGGUCCCGGCACCGUCCCUAGAAAUCACUGGGGAGGCCUUUGGGGGUGGGGGGGCGGUGGGGGAGGUGGCUGGCUGGCCGUGGGUUGGCACAGUGGUUUUGGGCUGGGGCCAGGAGUGUUGCGGGGGGCGCAGAGGAGGGUUUUGCAUGGCAUCUUGGGGUCCCUGGCAGCCCCCGAGGGACUUCAUAGGUCCUCUCAGAGCCACCUGUGAUGGGGAGCUGUGGAGGUCCCCAUGGUUUUGGGGGCUGCCCUGGGGGCACUCUCGCCAUUGGUGGGGGCUGGCCGCGCUCAUGCCCCUGCCCGUGAGACCCCUGGGAUUGGAGAGUGGAGUGGGGGCCAGCACCCACGCUGCCCAGGCUGCCCCCAGCCCUGCACUGUUGCUCCCUAGGGGGUUGGGGCUUCCUAGCCCGUUUUGUUGCAUUUUUCUCCUGGUUUUGCUGGAGGGGGGGUCGUCACCUCGGCCUCUGUCCCAGGGGACAGUGGCGCGGGAAGGGGACCUGUCCCGCUGUGCAUCGUUCUGUUGUUGUUGCUGUUUUUCCUCUUCCUGGCCUGGGAGUGCGUCGUCCCCAGCCGGCCGCCCUGCGGAGGUGGGGGUGGGGGUCAAUAAAGCGGAUGGCAGGGGACGCUCACUGUCCCUGCAUGG